CGGAAACUGUAAAAACCAAUUUUAUCCAAUUCCCGUUAAACAGGGUCGCCCACCGCAUCUCUUUCUCCCCUUUUUCUCUCUCCUCUGCAACACCAAAUCCACACAAUUGCUCAAAAUCCAUGUAGCAAAAGCGUGUCCUGUCACGGUUCUCCCUUGAAAUUUGUCUUCCAAAAAUAAUUGAAAGCAAUGGAAGGGGUUUGGAUCGGAUUGACUGACAGCAUGCUGGAGUUCUUCAAUUAUCCGGCGGUCACUGAAGCAUUCGUCGACAUAUUGGUCUGCGCGGUCCCGAUUUGGGUCGCCGUGAUGAUCGGCCUCCUGAUCGGGUGGUCCUGGCGCCCCAGAUGGGCGGGUCUUGUUUUUCUCGGGUUCCGAUCCAAGCUCCGAUACGUUUGGACCCUCCCCCCGGGGCUCGGUGCCCGGAGGUUCUGGCUCGCGUUCACCGCGCUCUCGGCAUUUUCGCUCUGUCGUGGGAUUUGGUUCCGCUCGCGCGGAUUGAGCCGCAAGCUAGGGAAGUCGUCGGCUCGUGAGCUGGCGGAUUCGGCUCAGGAGCUGGCAGGCGAUGCACGGGAGUCGGCUGCGGUUGGUGAUGGUAGUAUCAGCUUGACACAAUCAAGAAGUAUGGAGACUAUCACUGGAGAUUCAGAUGGGCAAUUGAAUAGUGUCACAGACAAAGACUUGGAACACCUGUUGAAUCUUCUCGAUGGGAAAGAAGGGGAAUUGGCAUGGCAAAGUAUGAUGGAACGCUCAACAUCGAACAUGACGUACCAAGCCUGGCGCCAUGAGCCCGAGGUGGGUCCCACAGUGUAUCGCAGCAAGACAAUUUUUGAAGAUGCAACUCCUGAGAUGGUCAGAGAUUUUUUCUGGGAUGAUGAGUUUCGACCCAAGUGGGAUCCUAUGCUUGUCUAUGUCAAGAUACUCGAAGAAUGCCCCGAGACAGGGAUGAUGAUUGUCCAUUGGAUUAAGAAGUUCCCUUUCUUCUGUAGCGAUCGAGAAUACAUCAUCGGUAGGAGAAUAUGGGAAGGAGUGAAAACUUAUUAUUGCGUUACAAAGGGAGUGCCAUAUCCAUCUCUGCCAAGGCGCGACAAACCCAGGCGUGUCGAUCUCUAUUUCUCAAGCUGGGUCAUCAAACCUGCACAAUCACGCAGAGGCGGGGAUAGUCAAUCAUCCUCCGCAUGCGAGGUCACCCUCAUUCAUUACGAGGACAUGGGCAUCCCAAAGGAUGUCGCGAAAUUAGGCGUCCGUCACGGCAUGUGGGGCACCGUCAAGAAACUGCACACCGGAUUCCGAGCCUACCAAAAUGCCCAGAAAUCGGAGGCCUCCCUUUCCCGGUGUGCCCUCAACGCGCGAGUCACGACCAAAGUCUCUUUCGACCAAGAGUCUGAUGGCUGUGGAGCCAGCUCGGUUUCGGGCCAAGGGGAAGGAGGCGAGUUGGUGGCAGUUGACGGGAAAAAUAAAGUUGGCGGCAGUGGCAGUGUUGGGAUGGAUUGGAAGUGGGUGGCGGUUGGUGGGGCCGUUGCCGUUGUCUGUGGGCUCCACACGGGGCUGAUUGGGAAGGCGGUGGUGGUUGGAGUCGGGCACAGGAUUGCGAGGAGAAGGGGGAUUACUCGUUCUAGGUGAGGUUCGUUUGUUUCUCAUGGAGCAUCCAUUUUUUAAGAAAGAAAAUUGAAAAUGAAAUUAAAAUUAAAAUGGUGGUGGCUUGAGAUUUGCGGUUAUGGAGGAUGCUAUAUUUCGUUGUCCUACUGUUUAUUUAUGACGUAUUUGAGUGUAUAUUCGUUAUAUAAUAGUGGGAGCUUUGUGGCGUAGUAGCUUUGAACUGAGCCUAUUAAUAUUUGGCGACUUAUGUUGAUUUUUUUAUGUUAUUUUUGGCUCCAGUCUGUGCUUGGGGUUGAAGAGGAUUUAGUAAGACCUUAGGUCCCAUGUGUUAUUCUGAUUCUGUCAUGCUAAAUUGGUUGGUGAUGCUCAACAUGAUCAUUAUUUUAUUCUCAAAUUGCUAUUAAGACCGUUUAACUGUCUAUUUCCC
Messenger RNA from Striga asiatica, 2020 nucleotides. NCBI's taxonomy places the organism in Eukaryota, Viridiplantae, Streptophyta, Magnoliopsida, Lamiales, Orobanchaceae. The record is from the annotation of a GenBank genome assembly.